Messenger RNA from Nothobranchius furzeri (turquoise killifish), 865 nucleotides. NCBI's taxonomy places the organism in Eukaryota, Metazoa, Chordata, Actinopteri, Cyprinodontiformes, Nothobranchiidae. The record is from RefSeq and is a predicted model, not a curated record.
UCGGCUCAGCGACGGUGAUCAGCCCUCUGGAGCUGAUCCGCACCAAGCUUCAGUCCCAGAAACAGUCGUACAGGCAGCUGACUGCCUGCAUCCGUUCAGCGGUGGAGGCAGAAGGCUGGCGGUCCCUCUGGAGGGGUUUGGGUCCCACGCUGCUCCGGGACGUGCCCUUCUCUGCUAUUUACUGGUACAACUACGAGAGGGGGAAGAGCUGGCUGUGUGAACGCCGCAAAACCAGGGAGCCCACGUUCAGCAUCACCUUCACAUCUGGAGCGGUGGCGGGCUCUACUGCAGCCAUCGUCACUUUACCAUUUGACGUGGUCAAAACCAGAAGGCAGGUAGAGCUGGGAGAGCUGCAAGCAAAAAAUUUGCCGUGUAAACUGUCUUCCUCCACCUUGGCUGUGAUGAGCAGGAUUGUGGCUCAGGACGGCUUUAAGGGGCUGUUUGCAGGUUUCUUGCCCAGGUUGAUCAAAGUGGCGCCCGCCUGUGCCAUCAUGAUCAGCUCGUACGAGUCUGGAAAAGCUUUUUUCCGCAAACGCAAUCAGGAGAGAAUACAGAGGUCGCUGCAGUAGCGCGUGACUUUCUUCUCUCUGGACUGGGGGGGGGACUGGGGGGGUCUGCCAAACUGAGACACAAUCAGAAAACACAAGUGAAAAAACAUCGUUGUUGUGAAACCUAUCUUAAUGGACGACAAAGUGUGUUUUUGAUCACCUAAAUACUGUUUUAUUACAUAUUGUGAUGCAUGGAGCAGCCAGCAGGGGGCAGCAACAGCUUGAUUAUUCAGUCUAGAGCCUGAAGCAUUUCUUUCCUGUUUUGUUUUAAGUUUGUUUGUGUGACAGACACAAUAAAGCUUUUUCUCAAAAACACA